GCAUCAUCCGGGACAUGUCGUCUGAAGAACAUGGAUUGGCGGGGUACAACUCCAGCUCUUCGGAAGACGGUGAAAAUACUCGAAAUAAUUCUCUAUCUAAGGGCUUAAAGAAAAUUCCAUCCUCAAUGUCCUCUACACAGCCAUCAUCAGCAGAAAAAAGACACAGAGAGGCUUCACCAUACUCUCCAUCAACUCCCACUAAGCGUUCACGACAUUUUCAGGAAUCUGACACUGCAUUAGGAAACAAUGAAACUGAUAGUCUAAAAGAUACCAAUAAUUACAAGCAGCAAAACUCAGACUUGAGUGGAAAUAGCACAAUGGAGUCUCAUUCCAGGUCACCGCUCAGAACAAGUCCCAACGAUCGUCAUGAUAACAGUCAUGAUGAACGUGAUCCAGGCUCGAGCAAGGAAAGAAAGAAUAGCCCAAUACGAAGGGCGUCACCAGAUAGCAGUACCACUCAACGAAAACAAAGAUCUCGCUCUCCAGCAGAUCAAUAUUCUCCCAGCAGACCUAGCUCUCCACCAGAUACAACAGAACAAAAACAAUCGCCAGAGCAAGCAAAAGAUAAACCCAAGGACUCCUCCACUUCUCCUAGAAGAAGCUCAACCUCGCGUCGAAGAUCAUCGGAGCGCCGAGACCGGUCACAUAGCCGUUCUAAAAGUCGAUCUAGAUCAAGAUCUAGAAGCAAAUCAGGAAGUCCUAGAAAGGAAACAUACCGUGAUGAAUUUGGGCGUGACCGUGUGCGUGAAACUGACCGUGGACGUCGUGACAGAGAUCGUGACAGGCGUGACAAAGGUCAUGACAGGGAUCGUAAUCGUGAUCGUGGCAGGGAUCGAGAUCGAGAUAGGGACCGUGACAGAGAUCGUGACAUAGACAGAGACCGUGAUAGGGAUCGUGACAGAGACCGAGACCGUGAUAGGGAUCGUGACAGGGACCGUGACAGAGACCGCGACAGAGAUCGUGACAGAGACCGUGACAGAGACCGUGACAGGGAUAGAUAUCGUCGCGGCCGUGACAGUUAUCGGGGGCGUGGCCGCUAUAGAUCGCGUGAUGAUAGGCGAUCACGUGAUAGAAGAUAUUCCCCUGACGAUGACCGUAUUUCAUAUAGAGUUAAAACGCCUGUCGUUAAAGAUCCUGUUGGUCCUACCAAGCAGCCSAGUUCAGAGGAAGUCCAAGCCAAGCUAGCGAUGCAUGCUGAGGCRAUGAGACAGAAGGCUCAGGUACAGGCAGAGGCUAUUAACAUGCCUCAAUACCUAAACCCUUCAGUAGUUAAUCCACAACAGUACGCCGUGCAACAACAGAAGAAGAAACUCUUGUGGAGCAGCAAAAAGACAGAGACGGCUCCAGGACAAUGGGGUACGGGUCAGCACUUCACCAACGAUCAGGGAGGUCAAAUGGAAGCAAAAUUUCGUCGUUUAAUGGGAAUAAAAGGUGAAUCAUCAGAAGCCACCGUGACACAAACCCAAAACAAAGGCGUUGAAGGUGAUAAGCUAUUAAAAGAUUUAGAAGAAGAAUUCGAACGAUCGCGAGCAUUCCAGCUGUCACGUGGUGCUGGCGGUAAGAGUGGUAUUGGUCUAGGUUACUCAGGGCAACAGUUUCAUUGAUGUGGGUUACCUGUGUAAUUUGAAUCGGAAACAGGCUGGUUUAAGGAUUGCCUUUGCAUUAGACUCAUUGGACAACGAACGCACAUGGGCUACCUGUGUCAUUUAAAUAUGUCUUAGCCAUAUUUGCCAAUUGGGCAUUGGUUUCUCGCAUUUCAAAUUUUUACUCGUUGAUUCGCGGUAUCUACGAUGUUGUUAGCAUGUUUUCUGAUAUGUGAUGCAAAGAUGUCUCGAAUGUUAAUUUCUCGUGAAGUUGACUGAAUUAGUGUGGUUUCCAUUGAAGUCUCCCUCACAUUUCCUGUUGGAUUUUACUAAAUCUUUCGUUUGAAUCUUUGCUUUGCAUGAAUGAAUCGGAUCUAUUAAUCAUUGUAAGCAUCCCGGUCAUCUCGAUUCGAUGCAAAGGCAUGACUACCGUUUUUAUAGGUGAAACAAGGGACGACCUACAGGAAGGCUAUUUUGUUUUUGCUCCUGAGUGUCAGGAAAUAAAUAGAUUGGGGCUUGCGCACUAUACUGUCUUAUAUAAGGUCAAGUUCAACCGCACAUCCAUAGAUCUUUUUUGAAAUACGAAAUCAUGUUGCAAUUUGGUCUAGCUUCAGUACAAACAAUACAAUAUUUGGCCGCAGAAACACGAUUUUUGUACAGAAUCUAGACCACAAUGCAAUGCGUUGUGUUAUUUCAGAAAGGCCUUUGAGACCCGUAUUCGAUUUUUAAACUUUUACUGGAGUUAUUUGUGGAACGGAACAAGUGAUUGGACAGAUCGCAAGAGGUUUGAUUUUGGAUUUCUUCGCACAUUUCUCUUCCUCAAAACAUUUCUCGCUUGUCCRUCACAAGAAAACUCAAGAUCUGUUUGGCUGAACAACUGAAGCACUAGCCGCGCGGGGAUUGUUAAAGUAGGGCUAAUGAUUGUGUUCGUGGAUAAGUUCUCUCUUGGUACAAUGUAAAUAUUCGUGCAGCUACCAGUUCUCAUUUGCGUUGAAAUUGUUUUAAACUUUCUAUUCUCCCUGGGUAACCAAUAAUUUGUAACCUCAGCCCAUUAAAAAUAGAAACUAAUUUACUUUUUAAUGUACUUUAAUUACGUUUGUUAAUAAAAAUGUUAUUUGCUUAA
Messenger RNA from Exaiptasia diaphana, 2706 nucleotides. RefSeq lists its product as uncharacterized. Lineage: Eukaryota; Metazoa; Cnidaria; Anthozoa; Actiniaria; Aiptasiidae. Gene Ontology annotation, molecular function: DNA binding. The transcript has 8 exons. Bases 15 to 1604 code for a protein of 529 amino acids. The record is from RefSeq and is a predicted model, not a curated record. Gene Ontology annotation, cellular component: heterochromatin. Gene Ontology annotation, biological process: rDNA heterochromatin formation.